UAUACAUUGACUGUGCGUGCGCGUGUGAAUGCCACAAAUAGCAAGUGGAACGAGCCAACCAUUCUUAACUUCAAAACCACAUCGUGUAUACCCGAUCGUCCGCCAAAAACGAUUGCUGGUGGCUUUUAUACUCAUUACAAUUCCACUGAAAAGGUAAUAAGCCUAUAUUGGGAGGAGUUGGCGCGACAUGAGCAGAAUGGACCAGGAUUUUAUUACAGAAUUGAUACGUGGAAUGGGACGCAUGUAACAUCAAAAACAUCUACAGAAACAUCAGUAACUUUCUCUUGGUUAGACCAACCUAAAGUUUAUGAAGUCCGCGCUGUAAAUGAUGUUGGUGCAUCUAUAGCUAUGAGUACAAUUAGUGUUAAUGUAUCGCAAACAUCAUACGUACCGAAACGAAUCGAACAGUUAUUGUAUAGUAACGAUACACUUGAAUUACUAUGGAUGCAUCCUGCUGACUACGAUAAAGACCCACCAAGUAAUUACACUGUAUUUUGGUGUCAACAAAAGUUAGUGUCACUGACAAAGUGUGAGGGUUCGAUGCAUUUCGCAGUGGUCAGCAAUAAUACGACAAAGUUCCAUAUAUCAGUAAGAGAAAAGGAAUUCAUAAUGGCUGUUGCGGCUAAUUAUCAAAAUUCGAGUAGUGGUUUGCAUUGGAAAACUUGCUAUGAUGCAGUAUUCGGCAGUUUAGAGACCGUAACGCUCGAAGCUAAAGCUGUAUCAUCGACAGAAAUCGCCUUAAGGUGGCGUUUAGAGGAGACUUGUGUUAAUGCUUUUAAUGGUUACAAUGUAACGUAUUGCCCCGUAGAAAGUGAAGGACAGCAGUGUAACGAUUCUGAGAACAUAACUAUUAAUUUUGGUGAUCCAGGAAUUCAGGAAAUCACUUUAAAAGGAUUGCACACGUAUACCUUCUAUCGCAUCACAAUGCUCUUGUAUGCUAAAGAUGAACGCAGGGGUCGGCCCAGUGAGUUUAUAUUUUGCCGUACAAUGGAUGCAGCUCCGUAUCCACCUACUGAUUUAAGAUUUGAAAAAACUUCCUUAACAAGUAAUUCGGUAAAUAUUUCUUGGGUAGCGCCGAAAGUCACUAAUGGAAAAAUUACAAAAUAUACCGUUUGGUAUUUAAGGAAAAUUAGGGGAAACACUACAAACGACCCAACGCAGACGGAUAUUCCAAUAGGUGACCGAAAUGUCACUAAGUUCUCUUAUAAGUUGAAAGACCUUAGCAGUUACUCGCCGUACAAAGUGUGGGUAACGGCGUGGACAUCAAAGCAAUCAAACAAAAGUGAAUCGUUGAACAUUAAUACCUUAAUGGGAAGACCAUCGGAACCACUCGAUGUGGACCUUGACAGAGAUGACGGUUAUUAUACAGCCAAAUGGACAGACCCCGUAAUGCCAUCAGGGCUUGUAGAGCUAUACGAGCUGAAAUUCUUUGAUGGUGAUAAAGUGAAGCUAGCUUAUAUACAGCGGGGCUCAAAGAAGACACAUCGAUGUCGCUUUAAAUAUCCUGGUUGCACGGGUGCAUGGCACAAAAUGGAGGUGCGCGCUAUCAAUCUGGUGCCAGAAGAUCAAUUUGAUAAUACUACAUUUACCGUAGAGCCAAAGACAGUACAACGACAACGCCGCCAUAGUAUGCCUACGAUCAGUACCGGGGCAGUAUUUCAUCAAUCACUAACUAAUGGUGAGAAAAAAAACAACAUUAUCACGCCGCUGCAACAGGAUUUUGAAUGUGAACUAAAAGAUGAAGACAUCAAAACGAAAGUUCUUACUAUACCUGGCGUAAUACCGCUUGAGUCGGCGGCGGCAGGAUUAUCUCGCAAUACAUACAAAUGUCCGAAGUUUCCCUAUGAGAUACUGGUGGCUUCAUUGAUUUUUGUCGGCAUGUUUAUUGCUACAGUAUUUUGGGUAGGCAAUGACAUUCGACGUCGCGCGAAAUGUGCUGUUCUACUUCCUGAUCCAAUUGUCACACUAAUGAGUAAAAUACCAGGCAAUCUUACUGACAACCAGCCGCCGAUGAACGAUUCAUUCAGCAAAUCUAAUGAUUUUGACUCUUCCAAAAAUCCAAUUCAAAGUACAAAUAAAUUUGAUUACGAUAGCGCGUUAACGCCUAGUAAUAGUAGUGAGAGUGGCGUAGACGGUGUUGGCGCCUGCGAUAAUGUAAGUAGCAGCAGUAGUCGCGACAAUGUCGACGACACGUAUUUCGAUCGGUUUGGACCAAUAGAUACACUAGUUUCAUCAGCGAGCAAUACCUCACUGAAUGAGAGCAGCCUUUCCUCGCAUCAACAUUCCCCAUUGCAACGGAAAAAUGCACACAGCGCGCCUACGCCAAUGAGAAAUGAUGGUUACAAAGGUGUCAACCAAUUAACAGGCAUUGGAAAACCAGUUAGCGAUGAGAUUAGCGCUUCCAGUUACUCAUCAUCAUAUAUGCCCCUGCACUCGAUUGCGCCAAAGAGUCCAUUGAAUAUAGAGUCGCCGGUUAGUGAUAAUGGAAAUGUUGGAAAUUGUAUAGCCUUAGCUAAAGAAACUGAUGCCGCAAUGGCGCUGGGACCAGCAAAAUCUGCGAUGUUCAACAAUUACCUACCACAUAAUUGCAUGCAAGCAAAACCUAAUCUCUUAACGAAUUUUACGCUUGCAACUGGUGAUUAUGUGCUACCCGAUGCAUUGCCUAAGAUUGCACCAGCACAGGAAGAUAAUGAAGAAGCUCAAACAUCAUUACAGCAACAAAAGAAUAACCCUAUAGUUUCAUACGGUUAUGUUACAUCCGAUUUUUGGUCACAACAAAAUACAUUGAAAUGAAUCUCAACAAAUCGAGCUUUAGGAAAAUAUUAUCGAAGCAAUGCUGCCAAGAAGAAGAAGGACAAGAUCAGCUACGUUUGACUCAUGUAGAGUUCAAUAGAAAGAAAUUGAUGCGUUGAUAAGCAUGGAAAAAUACAAAAGAGAACAUCGUUGUACUAAAUGUUAUUUUUAUUUUUUUUUUUUAGAUAAUAUUUAAGAGAAAAAUAUUCACUUUUAAUGCAUUAGUAAAACUAAUGAAGCCAAAGGCUUGCAUACGAGUUGAAAAUAACUUUAAUUCGAUGACUUGUGCGACUGAUUUAUUGUUUUUAUAUAAAUUUACUUGAUCGGUAACAUGUAUACGUAUAGAUGUACAUACAUACAUACAUACAUACUUAUGGCAAUUAUCAAUGCAAAAAUUCCUAAAUUGAAAUUUUACGCGAGAAGCUAAGAACGUUUAAAACUUACACAGUAAAUAUUUUUUUAAAUAUGGCUUUGAAUUUUCUUGGAGCAGUGUACAUAGCUGAUAGCCAACUAAUGUAAAUAAUAAUAAUAAAAGUAAGGCCUUUUGCAUUGAUAAUUGUUUUAAUUUAGGUAACAAGUGUUGAAUGUUGUAGGACUUUGAAAUCAAGGUAUUUGCAAUAUGAAAC
Messenger RNA from Rhagoletis zephyria (snowberry fruit fly), 3419 nucleotides. RefSeq lists its product as uncharacterized. Gene Ontology annotation, molecular function: protein binding. Lineage: Eukaryota; Metazoa; Arthropoda; Insecta; Diptera; Tephritidae. The record is from RefSeq and is a predicted model, not a curated record.